AUGACCACUCUACUAGAACCGCCCGGUGUUGUAUUCCGCCCCUUGAGUCCCCCCCCACGAUGCCACAGAACGCAUUCCACCUCACAUAGGCCUCAUUGCCUUGAUGUUGCAAAUGAGUUGCCCUUAGUGGUGCAAACAGCACCCCAUAUUUCAGCCCUGGCUGCGUCGCUCUCCCAAUAUGAUACCGAGAGCUACUUGGAUGCAACAUAUAUGAUUGAGGAGUCAGCUGCUGGUGAGGACUUGGCAGACACAGAGUCCAUCACCGACACCGAGGACAGCCAAACAGAAGGGAACUUCUAUGUGAUUAGGGUUGGCCGUCGUCCGGGCGUGUACAGCAUGAGGAUGAAAGCUAUGCAGCAAAUAGUCAACUUCCCAGGGGCUAUGGUCAAAACGUAUUAUACCAAGCCCUGCGGUGCUAACAAUGCAGCUAUCUACAAUAUCAUACACGUGGAUACAAUCUACCGUGCAGCUCACCUUAUUCCUGUCUACGGCAGAUCCUUGAUUGUUUUUUUCCUCUUGUGUGACUUGAACGGCUUGAACCAAUUGCGUGAAAACUCAAGCGCAAAAAAGCCGCUGAAAGUCAAAAAAGGGAUCCUGGGUUUUGCUGAUGUCGCUCUCCCAAUCUCACACUUUCUUGAGAUUCCUUUGGAUCCAAUCAGCCUUACUGAAGCUCUGCCCUUCUUUGUGUGCACUAAGCCCCUCCGUCUCGCAGCUGCAGUGUUCAACCACGCUCAUUUGCUAUCUCCUGUUAAAGAGGGCAGGUGGCGUGGGCAGAUGAAACCCGCCGGCGAGGUCGUCAUGGAAGCCAUUGAAAACAGCGGCAAUGCCAUCUUGCGCGAUUACGCACUCGAGAUCGCAGUCCUCUCCAUGGGCGCCAAAAGCAAAGUCGGUGGCCUGAAGGAGUUCUGUGCGCUUGCUGCCCUUACCCUGACAUUGGACUGUAUUCUAUUCGGCACCUUUUAUGCUACCAUGCUCGCAAUUAUGGUCGAGCGAAGCUCCAACAAUCUCACUACUGAACGCAAACCAAGUGCCCUCGUUCGUUCACCACCCCAAGUCCAAGACAACAGCCUUAGCCGCCAGCUUUUGGAGACCCUAUUGGGUGUCAAGGGUUCUAUGCUCAGACAAAAGAACAGCCCACCGCCAGAAGUUAAGGAAGAGAACCCCCUUGCACGCCUGAAGCUUCUUCUCAUCGUAUCCUUCCUGACGCUGCACAUUUUGAACUUCGCAACCACUCUCACACCCGCGACCAUCUCGAGGUACCAGACUCAGACCUUGAUCGACUCUGCAGUGAGCGAGUACUCGGUGGUGCACAAAGUCGACAUUACGUCUCCUGCCAUUGCCAGUGUGCUCGCCAACCUUGCCGCUAUCGAUGUAACCUUCCAGGUAGAAGACGAAGCCAACGUAUCUGCUCCUGCCGAUCUCCUUGUUAAGAUUGCCCCGCCCCUGUAUAUCCGCGUCACACCACCUGGUCCAGUUCGUCCCCGUGCACUAUUCACACCACCCACUCACUCCGCUACUGCGAAACGGGACCCAGUGGGCAAAAACCCGAAGAGAAGACUUUGGGCCGAAGCAGGACUCAGCAUUCUCAAUGCUGCAAGGGAAGACAUUGAACUUCCCCUCUGGACUUCCCUAGCAGACAGAGAAGAACUCAUACAGCGCACAGUAAGACUUACAGCAGAUCUUUUAUGUGAGCUCGUCGCACGCUCUGAAUUCGAUGCCGCAGAAAUACACCUCAACGCACUACUCUCCCUUACCCACGCACACGACCUAUUUAACUCAUAUAGCGCCCGCAUUACCCUCCACGCCGCACACCUCGCACAUGCACUCGGAGACACCGAACGCGCAGGUGUAUGCUACCGUGUCGCCAAAUCCGUAGACGACAAAACCAAUGCAGGAACCGGAUCACACUUGAAGUUUGCUCUCUCGUUAUCGACGUUAGUGGGGGAGAACCAUCUCCGCGCAUUGCUCCUCGCACAAGUGGGCGCACAGUACUCGCAUACAGCGCCUGCACAUGCUAUGGAGACGUUGGCUGUGUGCGAGACGCUCGGCGCUGGGAUGGGUGCGAAGCUGAAGGAAGCGGAUGGUGGUAAAGGUAAAGGUAAAGGAAAGGAGAAAGAGAAAAUUUCAGACGGCAAUGCGGCCAAGCACGACUCAAUUGGCAACGACCUACUCCGCCUCUGGGUGGGCGAACGAUUCCUCGAUAUAUUCAAGCGCGCAAAUAAGCCGCAUCGCGUGGCGAAGCAGGAGGCGUUUAAUGUGAUGUAUCGGGGUGCGGUGGAUGGGAUGGUGGGGAGGGCGAGGUGGCCUUCUAUCGUGGAAUUUGAUCAGGAUGGUGCUGAUGAGGAAGACGUCAGGAUGCAGAACACGGACCAGGACCAGGAUGUUGAGAUGUAG
Molecule: messenger RNA, 2394 nt
Organism: Suillus clintonianus
Lineage: Eukaryota; Fungi; Basidiomycota; Agaricomycetes; Boletales; Suillaceae
Exons: 12
Coding region: 1-2394 (797 amino acids)
Source: RefSeq, a predicted model, not a curated record